Messenger RNA from Cherax quadricarinatus, 3175 nucleotides. Lineage: Eukaryota; Metazoa; Arthropoda; Malacostraca; Decapoda; Parastacidae. The record is from RefSeq and is a predicted model, not a curated record.
GGAAGCAGCAGUGUUUACAAGCUCACAAUGGCUGCCACACAGACCGACCUCCGCCACUUUUUCAAGGCUAGGAAGAGUUCCCGCGACGCCAACUUGUUUAAAAAUGGCAAGAAUACAAAGUCUGGGAUUGUGUCCAAGAGAGUACAGGCGAGGAAGAGUGAUACUGCCGACAUUGCUGAGUUAUUAGGGAGAGUGACUAGCGGGAGUGUGUCCAGGCUGCUGCCUCAGACUGACCGGACUAAAUCUGAAGAAAACUCAACUGUUUCAUCUUGUCAUUUGAGAGGUGAAGAAAAAUCCACACUGCCAGUAACUCCUAAAAGAAAAAGGGAUGUUGAUGAAGAAACUAUAAGAAAGAAAAGAAAGCAAAUUGUAGAGGACAAUGGAUUCAAAACUCCUGAUAAUAACAAGAGUAUCAUCAGUGUUCAGCCUGAGACUACACAAAGAUCAGCUAAGAAAAAGCUUAUCAUGACUUCUGGAGAGAGAGAUGCACAACACGAAAGUGAGAAAUUAACACCAGCAGAGAUCAAGGAACGUCUGGGUAAGUGUGGUAGGCUGGACGAACUGCGUGCCAGGCUUCUCAAGGUAAAUCAGUGCCGUGAAAAAAUUAGACAGUUCAGGGAAAAUGCAGCGAGUGAUGUACGGUCACUUGAACUUCCUUCUCCAGGAAAAGACUCCAUAACCUUGCAGCUGAAGAAGUUUACUGCCCUGGAUGUUGAAGUUCCCAUCAGUCCCCAGAAAACUCCUGUGAAAACUCCAAAUAAGACUCCAAUUAAAGCUCCUGCAUAUGAACGCUUCCAGCAUUUGGUAGAAAAGCCAUCUGAGGAACUUGUGCUACCAUAUAAAUACCGCUUUGUGAAGGAAGUGUUCCGGGCUGUUGACACUGUUGUUUCUCUCCUCCAUAACAGACAGGAAGUAAUAACAUAUAGUAAACUGAAGCCAGCUGUACAGGAAAUGUUGAGAAGAACGAUGCAUGAGCAUUACCUUGGGCAAGUCAAGACUGUGUUUCCUCUAGCGUAUUUCUUCAAGCAAGAAAACAUUAGAAAUACCAAAAAUACAGGCAUUGGAACUGAACCCAAAAAUCAAUACCAAUUAACACUCUCUUGCAACAUGAACUACAAGCCGUUGUCCACCCAAAACCUUGCUAUGAAGUUUCAUGAAGUUGAUCAUCCUCAGCAACUCAAGUUUCGCAAGAUGGAUUCCAUAGUGAUGGUAGAGCGUCGUAAUAUUUUCCACAACUCUCUGGUGGAUAUACUGAGGGAUCAUCAUGAUCAGUUCCUUCAGUCCCUGGAUCCUCCCAUCAUGAGUUCUGGCAUGAACAUAAAGAGAUGGCACCCAGAAUUUCCUUUGGAAGAUGUGCCAGAUAUUGAGCCCUCUCUUCUGCCCCAACCACCAAUCAGAGAGACACUGGAAACUGCCAGAGAUGUUCUUGAUAAGGCACAGGACCUCUUUGCUGUCAAUCAUCGUAUGGAGAAAGCGGUAAAAGAAGCUGCAGCAAAGACUCCUGUUAAAGUGGAAUCUGCGAUGCUACCAGCAUCUUCGACACCGCCAGCCUACAUAUCUAUAGCUCUGAAGGGUGUCUCAACUUCAUUACUGGAGAAAGUAAAAGCAGCCACAUGUCUUGGCAGAGACAAUGACCCAGAAGCAGCACAAAAUAAGGAUUGGAGAUUGCUCUUUAGUUUACUCAGAUGUCAGAUCAUCCGUAUCUUUUAUACAGAAAGAAAGCCUCUAUUUCCCUGGGAGGUUGUGACUGCAAAAGUCAUGCUAAGCUCCAGAUCUUCUAUGCUUAGGCAUAACUUUUUGUUAAUGCUUUCAGGUGAGGUGGACAGUCACAUACAUCUGCUGAUAAAGGAGGUUCCUGGGUGGUGUACAGUGCACAAAGUACGCAGCGGCAUCUUUUUGAAGAUCGAUAACGAGCAGCUGAGCAAUGUAAUUGACAAGCUAGAGUCAAUUGUCAACAGCGCAAGUGAGCGAUGUAAGACAAACUGUGAAUUGUCAUACUGCAAGUGAUUCCUUCUUGAGAAUUGACGAGAUGUUUUGAAUAUGUUUUACCCAUAAUUAUAUACAUUGUUUACAGUAGGUUGAAAUGUUAUGUGAAUGCUUUUAUAUUAUGAUUCUUUAAAGCACUGCCUUCAUAUUAUUAAUCAUUAGUAGUGUGUUUUGUGAUUCAAUUUAUGCUGUAAACAAUAUGGAUCAAGUACAGUACUUCAUUGUACUAAAGAUUUUCUUAAUGCUUUUAAUAAUUUCAAACACUCCUUUUUUAUUUUUUUUAAUUGUUUCUUCAUUUAACUUCAGUGGUAUAAUUUAAUUUAUAAAUUAUUAAACUGCAGAUUAAUUGCCUGGUUUAGCAUAUUGAUGGGAUGGAGGAAAGGUACACAGAAAUUAAACUGUGCCUUUUAUCAGGUGGUAUUAGUCAGUGAAUGCCAUUGUUGAGUACUGUGUAAUCUCUAUGUACAAAGUGAUUAUAAGUGUGUUAAUUACUGUAUCUUAGAAAUCUGAACCUAGAAAAUAAUUUGCAUUUUUUGUGACAGACAUUUUCUGACAGUGCUGUAUAUUGCUGAAAGACAAGUAACAAAUAGGAUAUUUAAGCAGUGUAGUUUUUAUUGUGAAAUUAAGGUUAAUAUAAUUUUUGAAUGGUGCAUAUUUGUGACUAAACUCCAAUCUGCAAAUCGAACAUAAACAUCCAAGAACAAAAGUUUAUUUUGUAACCAGUUGACAUUGACAUUCUUUCUGACCAGUGUUGGCGACAUGAAUAGAUUUGGUGAAUGCCAUUAUUGUUUUAUUUUAAUUGGCUCAUAUUUCCAGUAGGAAGAAGAUAUCAGAUGUUGAUUUAAUUUUAACUUUAUCAAAAACAUGUACUGUACAUAGUGCCUUGUGAAUUUUUUAAGUCUUAUAAUGGAAUUGUGACUGUCCAGGACACACACGUGCCAAGUGGCAGCUGAGUGCUCAUAAUUCAUAAUCCAUCUUUUUGUAAAUAUUUCUAAGUAAUUUUUUUACUUUGUUGCUGAAGUUAGUGUGCCAUCAGUUUGUGGAAUACUUUAAAAGGUGUACUAUAAUUUAGGCUCUUACUAGUGUUGACAUUCAAAGUGCACUUGUGUGUGUGUAUAUAUAGGCUAUGUGCAUUCAUUUUUCUAUGACUUAAUUGUAUAAAUUUGAUACUUAAAAAUUAUGAACAAAG